UGUUUAAAGGUAAUGGCUCCAUUUUGCUUGAUCGAUGCAACCUUAAUCAGCUGCAUGACAAAAGACAUUUGUGAAAAAUAAAAAUGCAAAAUGUCUUAGGUGUCACACUAAAAGCAUACAAUAAGUGAAUAGGUCAAGUUACCAACCCAGCUAAAGUACAAACAGGUUACCCCACUUUAGGUCCUACCUGCCAUUCUGGGCUUGAUGGUAGUCUGAUGAGACUGGCUACAUGGACAGUAUUUUUAAACCCACCUGAAAUCAUUCACUCUUUACAUACACAUUAAAUAAAAUGAUCUGAUGUGUCUAUAUGCCCCCAAACAUGAUUUGACUUGCUCAAAGUGGUUCUGACAACACUGAAUUCAUUCAAUAAAAAUGAGAUUACCCUUAUCAACUGAGACACAUUUCUAAUGACACCCUGUCAGUUAUGGCUUCAUUGAACUUUUUAAUCAUUCGUUUCAACUACUGGUUGUUUUGUGACUGACAGCUUUCUGUCCCUUCUGUCUACAUUGUUAGGCACCAUUUCUUUUCCUACUGAAUAGAUUAUCAAAUAUUUACACCACCACAUCAAUGACUUUGAAGUUUCCUUUUGACUGUGUCAGUCUGUUCCAGUUGAGGAGAGGAAUUGUGAUUGGAAUAUUAUUCUGAUUAAAAUAUAAAGUAAGACUUUAUUAAUGUACAAAGUAGAAAUGUUUGAUUUCUACUCAUGAAUAUUAAUUUAACUAAUAAGUAGAAUCUAUUGCUCAUGUUAAUGCAGUCACUGGUCGAACACUGUUCUCCCUGAGCAUAAAAACAUUAGGCUGCAAUAAUCCUCCUAGCCUGAAAAUCUGAUCCACUAAGAAGCAAACCUAUUUACACAUUUUGCACCAUAAAGCACUUUCUUAGAUUGUAUUUUUAGGACUGAUCACCCAAUAUACAACCCGAAACACUGAAAUAAACAGCACACGAGAAGGGCAAAAACAUCAUGCCAUUUUUCUAUUAAUUUAUCUAAAAACAUUUGCACAGUCCCGUAGACCGCUGUCUUUUAUUUUGAAACUAGGCUCUUUUGUGGUAUCCCCGUGGCUACGUCCCUUGAGUUUGACGCAGUUAGGUAGUUGGAUGAUGCUGAGGGCCGGGAGGAGUGCCUCCUCGCUCAUUCACGCUCCCUUCAUGUUAACGUGCAGCAGCGGGUCUCCCAGGAAGGACAAAUUAACCGGACACGGCCGAUGGAGACAUAUGUGUGAUGUUUAUUCACAGCUCGGAUGUUCAUUGUACUCACUGGAGAAAACUAUGACCGCUUUAAACGGCUGACGAUUCGGGAUCCCGCGACUCUUUUUUUUUUUUGUUUUAGUUUUGCAUCUAAGCCGGCCAGUCAUUUAUUUAUUUAUAAGCUGCUGCACCCACAGACUGAUUUUUUAUUUAUUUUUUUCCCUUCCUUUUCUUUAAGCCAUCCCGUUCUUCAGUAUUUUUUCCCCCUGCGGUGAGGAUGGAUACCCGGCUGUGUUUCUCCAGGUGCCGGCUGCUGUUGCUGCUCUGCACGGUCGCUGCCCGGUCCUGGAGCCCCGUGGCUGCUGCGGGGAGGAGCUGCUCUGAAACCCGGCAGGUGUACGCUGAGAAGGGGUACAGCACGGGCACCGCUCCGCUGACUCAAAUCUCCGGUGAACACCUGCGGCUCUGUCCUCAAGACUACACCUGCUGCUCCAGUCAGAUGGAGGAGACGCUUGCCCUCCAGAGUGAGAGGGACUUCCUCAAAGCCACUGAGGAGAACAGCCAGUUCCUCUUGACCACCUUUACUCACAGACACCGCAAGUUUGAUGAGUUCUUCAGAGAGCUUAUAGACCUUUCCGAGAAGUCAAUGAACCAGAUGUUUACCAAGACCUACGGCCGCCUCUUCACACAGAAUUCGCACGUCUUCCAGGAACUGUUUGUGGAGCUUCGCAGAUAUUAUUCUGGCGGCAGCGUCAGUCUGGCGGAGGUUCUCUCCGAUUUCUGGUCCAGACUGGUGGAGCGUGUCUUCUCUCUGGUGAACCCACAGUAUCAGUUCAGUGAGGACUACCUGGAGUGUGUCAGCAAACACGCCGAACAGCUGCAGCCAUUUGGGGAUGUGCCUCGCAAACUUCGUGUACAGGUAUCGAGGGCUUUCAUCGCAGCCAGGGCGCUGUCUAAGGGUCUGGCUACUGGUCGGGAUAUUGUGAAUAAAGCAACAAAGCUGACUGCAGACUCGGAGUGUGUGCGCGGGCUAAUGCGUCAGUGGUACUGCCCGCUGUGUCGAGGCAUCCCCUCCCUGCGGCCCUGCCACUCCCUGUGCCUUAAUGUGAUGAAGGGCUGCUUAGCCAACCAGGCCGACCUGGACACCGAAUGGAACCAUUUCAUUGACGCUCUGUAUCAGGUUUCCGAGAAGUUGGAGGGUCCGUUCAACAUAGAGCUCGCUGCCGACUCCAUUUCGGUCAAAGUGUCAGAGGCCAUUAUGCACAUGCAGGAAAACAGUGUCGGGAUCUCCAGCAAGGUGUUCCAAGGUUGUGGGAACCCCAGGCCGACGCCAGCCAGGUCCAAACGCUCACCCAAAGAGUCCGGGGGCAACUGGAGGCCCUUCCGCACCUACACCACCGAGGAGAAACCCACCACUGCUGCAGGCACCAACCUGGACCGACUGGUCACCGAGCUGAAGGAGCGACUGCGGCCCAUGCGGGGCUUCUGGGUGUCCCUCCCACACACCAUCUGCAACGAUGAGAAGAUGGCUGCCGACGUCACUAAUGAGGACCGCUGCUGGAACGGGCAGACCCGGGGGAGGUACCUUCCAGAUGUGACAGGAGACGGGCUGGUCAGCCAGAUCAACAACCCUGAAGUGGAGGUGGACAUUGCCCGUCCGGAUGUGAGGAUCAGACAGCUGAUCAUGGAGCUGAGAGUGGCAACCAACAAACUGAGGCACGCUCAAAGCGGACAGGACAUGGACUUUGUGGACAGCGAGGAGGGCAGUGGAUCAGGGGGUGGAGACCAGGGUGAAAGGUACAAUGAUGACGGGCCAGGGUAUGGGCCUUACUCGCCGCCCUACAGCAAACCCCCACGCAACACCGCCUCCAACCCUGCAAAGCCUCCUCGAAGCCGAGACAAAAAUGGGUCCAAGUGGAACAGAAACAACGGCCAGGGGCGAGUCCGGUCUGCAGCCAGCCUCCUCUCCUUCUCCCUGGUUCCUUUGUUGUCUUUGCCUUUUAUGCUCGCUGUUGCCUCCAUGUGGAGAUAGCUGGUUAUUGCAGUCUGGAGGUGAAUGUCUCUGUUAUGGUCUUAAGCGCAUUAUGAAGAGAACAAAGUCAUUCCAUUUGGUUACACCAGCAGAAACAAAAAUAAAACAGGCUAAUUUAGCAAUAAUCAAAAACCUGUUUACAGCACUAAAUAAAUAGGUUAACCUGAAUAAUUUUUCCUACUCCUGUAAGGAACAAAAAGACACAUUAUAACACAUUGAUAAUUGCAAAGAAAACUUAAUAAGUACUGCCAUUUUCUAGUGCCAUUUGUGAGAGGUUUGACCUGUUAGUGUUCGAUUCUGAAUGGUGUGCAGUGCUGAAAGUCUUGAGGGGGGAAAGGGAACAAAUGUUUUGUAACAUCAAGUAAAUUAGCAGCUUGUUUGGGUGAUUGAGCUGAUGGUCUGAUGGUCGGUGAGCUAGAGAUUAGUCUACAAUUAAUUUCUGUGUCGUUGCGGUGAGCAGCUGAUUUGUUCUGAAUGUGUUUGUCUGCUGAUUAAUUCAGUUCAUUCAUUUGAUUUGUUUUCAGUCUAGACGUGGUCCACUUUGUCCAUUUUUCAUGUUGUGGAAAUAGCAGUUUAAUUUUCUGACUCGGUUAGCCUUAGUAUUUUGGCUUGGAAAUUAAAAAAAAAAAAAAAAAGACAAAAACAUGACUCUGGAUACCAAACAAAGAGCUGAUUUUGAAUGUAAAAGCUCAAUACAAUUUGGGUUGGUUAUAUUAAUGUAAUAUAUUGAUAUUUUCUAAUUUAUUUGUAAUGUUAUGUAUUGUUUUUCCUAUAUUUUUUAAGGCAAAGGUCGUGUUUUAUCUUCUAAAAGAAGACUGUCUUUAUCUGUCUCUGGUUAAAAAAAGAAAGGGAAAAAGAUCAAGUUAUGUUUAACACUUAACAGGUGUAGUUUUAACCAGAGAUUCCUAAGGAGCCUCAUGUGUGGAUGUGUGUGUGUGUCUGAAUGAUGAUUUUAUAUUGUUAGUUAUAUGUUUGAAGUUACGGUUAAUGUUGAGACGGCGUUGGGACAUUUUUAAUAGUGCGCUUUUCUACUUAUUUUUCCUAAAAGCAACAAAAGAUGAUGAAAACAGUGAGUGAGCUCAAAAUGUGAUGCAACAUUGGACUGAAUGGUUACAAAAAGACAAAUGAUGUCAAGACAGUGACUCUUAAUUUUCAUUUGCUGAACGUGUUUUAAUGAAGAAGAGAUCAAGAAUAAUCAAGAAGAAGAACGAAGCUUGUGUGGAGUUGAAAGGAUCAGUGGAACAGUUUGCUUAUUUACUUCCAGAGUUUGAUGGAUUGAAUCACCUAGCAGCUGAUUAGCUUAGCUUAGCAUAAAGGCUGGAAUUAAAUGAAUUCAACUUCUCAUUUGGUCAAAAAAAAAGUGUGUGUAAGAACAGCAAUUUGCUGAUUUAUAUGAAUUUUCCAUUCUUGGCUGGCAGCUGUUUCCCUGUAACCAUUGAAAACUGCUCGUGGCCUUCAGAACAAAGCUAGGCGACAGUUAUUGUGAAGAAGGAGACUUAUUAUAAAAUUCCCACUUUACACCAAAAUGAAACUUUCAUGACCUUCUCCAUUUUUGGAUGUCGUCAAACACUUAACAGCUCUGAAAAUGUAUCUACUUUCAAAUUGUGCUGUGUUUAGUGUGUUCAUGUAAAAAAAAUCUAUGAGUAGCGCCCUCUUGUGGUAUUCAGGAGUUGUGUUUGCUGAUUUGUUUUAGAAAUGGCCCGCAUGGAUGGAAACUUAAGAGAUGAAACUUAUUGUUAUUGUAAUUUUAGAAUAUGUCUGAGGAAAAUGACAUAUUCCCUACGUCUUUGCAUAUUUACCAUGUUAACUUAUGUGACCAUUAUUUUCCAAAACUCUCAGACUUUGUGGCUCUGAGAGGCCAAUUAUGGCCAAGCACUGGUGUAUGCAAACACUGAUGUUACCACUUGAACGUCAAGCAUUUUAUGUGCACAACGUUGCAUGUUGUAACGAUAAUCUCAUGAGCUGCAUUUAAACGCAGCAUCUGAGCUUUAAGAAAAUGUCCACAUUUAAUACCACAAGAGGGCAGCAUUCAUGGGGUCUUCUGGUGAAAAUCCACCAACAAAUUUACGAUUCAGUUUUAGUGUAUUAAACAUUGCAAGUAAAUAAGAAGCAGCAUUUUUUACAAGUUAGCACUUGUAUUUUGUUGGGGCUGGUUGGUCCGGUUGUUACUUCUUAGCAGAACCAGACUAGUUGUUUCUCCAGGUCCAGAUUUUAUGCUAAGUUAAGCUAACCAGCUCGACACUCCGAAUAUCCACUUGGUUGUAACAGAAUUACACUGCUAGUUAAACGGGUGAUUGUAUCUGUACAAUACAAAGAAAUGCAAGCGAAGUGUUUCAUUUUAUUUCCAAAAAUGUUUGCUGUUUUUAUGGUACUCCUUUUAAAAAAAGUCUUGGUAAAAAAAAAGACAUGAAAUUUGAUAUCACUGAUAAGUGACUAAUGCGAUCAGUGAGAUGUCAACAUGUCAGUUAUAAAAGCCUUCAAAAGAGCAGCAACACUCUGCAGGACUCCACCACACAGUGUUCAUUUUGCGCAAACGCACAAAAAAAAAAAAAAAAAAAAAACAGUAUCACACUAUUUCAGAAGCAAUCAGCGCUCUUGAUGAUCAGCAGUCACAUUAAAGCUGGCUGCAGUGUUUCCACUGAAUUUCAGGAAAAACGUUCUGUGGUCCGACCUCUCAUCCAUUCCCACUACUCACACAUUCCUUCAUGGUGAAAGUAUAGCACAACCUUUUUCAUGUUGUUGUAACAGUUUUUUGGUAUCAAACAAGUGAUAUUUUCUGCUUCAUUAAAAAACUGAACGAAAA
Molecule: messenger RNA, 6020 nt
Organism: Mugil cephalus (flathead mullet)
Lineage: Eukaryota; Metazoa; Chordata; Actinopteri; Mugiliformes; Mugilidae
Gene: gpc2
Product: glypican 2
Exons: 11
Coding region: 1463-3217 (584 amino acids)
Biological process (GO): cell migration; smoothened signaling pathway; regulation of signal transduction
Cellular component (GO): cell surface; synapse; extracellular region
Source: RefSeq, a predicted model, not a curated record